This is a messenger RNA of Glossina fuscipes, 504 nucleotides long. Its product is annotated as HIG1 domain family member 2A, mitochondrial. Gene Ontology annotation, biological process: mitochondrial respirasome assembly. NCBI's taxonomy places the organism in Eukaryota, Metazoa, Arthropoda, Insecta, Diptera, Glossinidae. The transcript has 2 exons. The coding region runs from base 100 to 408 and encodes 102 amino acids. The record is from RefSeq and is a predicted model, not a curated record. Gene Ontology annotation, cellular component: mitochondrion.
ACAUAUGUUUAACUAUUUAUUUUUGUACAUAAACUUGAACGUUUUAUUGCCGCCACAGAUUAUAAAUAAUUGUUUUUUACACGUUACUAGGAAGAAAUAAUGGCUAGUAAAUCUCCACAACAUAUUAACUUAAAUGAAGAUUUGGAUUGGAUAAAAUUAAGAGAAGAAACGGGAUCGGCAUUCCCGGAAACGACAAAGGAGAAAAUGAUGCGCAAAAUUAAAGAGAAUCCACUAGUACCAAUAGGUUGUUUGGCCACAGCUAGUGCGUUAGGAUUCGGUUUGUAUAAUUUCCGUACUGGUAACCGCCGAAUGUCGCAAAUGAUGAUGAGAGCUCGAAUUAUUGCCCAAGGGUUCACAGUAGCUGCAUUGGUCGUCGGUGUAGUUAUGACCUAUAACAAAAAGGAAUAAAUUUUCAUUGAAGGGUAUACGCUAGUAUAUUUUAAAACUCAUUCUCCUAGUUUUUUAUAAGAAUUGUGGUGAAAUCAAUUAUUUUCUUAAGUUCCA